AUGUUUUCUGAAAUAAUUGCUCUUCCUAUUGGACAUUUGUGUCAUUGGGAGGGAGUCCCUUUUAUAACCCACGAUACAGCAACAUAUAUAUUCGCUCACAAUGAUAUAUCACGAAAUCCUGAGAUUUGUGCAAAACUUGAUGAUCUGGUCAAAACACAUAAAUAUGAUGCCCGCCUUUUGUUUUUACUUGCUAAAACUUAUUUAAUGGUUCAAAACCGUCCGGCAGCUUCAAGCUGUUUAAGGCAUUGCCUUUUGGCUAAUCCUUACUGUAGUGAAGCUCUUCAUCUAGCCAUUGAUUCACGCCUUUUGAAAGCUUGCGAACUUCAAGAAAUUGUAGGCUCUUCUUCUGCAGCGGUUAAUUCGUCUGGGAGUAAAAUUAUUUGUCAUUUGCUUGAAAUUUAUGAUAUUAACAGAGAAACGAGUUCAUUCUCUGCAAAUUCUUUACGUCUUGGUUCAUUACUCUCCGAUGAUCUCUCUUUCCAAUCAGCAAAUUCUUUUCGCCUUUACAGUCAGGGAAAUGUUCGGGAGGCUUACAACAUAACUUCUACAAUUAUGCACGAAUUUGGUUAUUAUAGCAAAUGUUUCCUCGUCCAUAUUGGCUGUUUGGUUCAUUUAAGCAAAACUAGUGAACUUUACCAACUUGGUCAUUCAAUGGUUAAAUUACAACCUGAACGAGAAAUUACUUGGUACACUGUUGGUUGUUAUUAUUAUGCAACAGGACAAUACACAACUGCGAAGAAAUUUUUGAACAAAUGCACAACAAUGAAUUCAGGUUUUGGAGAGGGAUGGAUAGCCUACGGACACACUUUGUUUUAUAUUGACGAGCAUGAACAGGCUAUGAAUUGCUAUCUUCGUGCUUCACGAAUUCUUGAAGGACAUUUUGAACCACUUUUAUAUAUUGCUGUAGAAUAUUGUUUUGGAAACAAUUUUAAAUUGGCCAACGAUUUUUUACAUGAUGCAGAAAUGGUUGCUGGUUCAAAUGCUAUUGUUUUACAUGAACAGGGUACAGCAGCAUUUGUGGAACACAAUUUUAAAAAAGCUGAACAAAUUUUUAUGGAAGCAUUAAGACUAAUAACAAAUAAAAAUAAUGUUGAUUCUUUACAAGAUUUAUUGGAUUCUGAAAUCAGCGAUUUUUGGGAGCCUCUAUUUAACAAUCUUGGACAUACUUUACGAAAGCUGGGAAAAUAUUCUCAAGCUAUUUCUGUUCACAGAAAGUCACUUGUUCUCGGAACUUCCAAAGUCGAUGCUUGGGCUUGUAUUGGUAUCUGUUAUGCCUCAAUGGUUUCAAAAUUGAAUGAAACUGGCGGUGCUACUCCCUCAUAUAUUUUAAGCACCAGUUUUUCCAAAUAUAUUGACAACAGUAUUGAAGCAUUAAAUAAAGCAUUAGCAUUAAAACCUGGCGAUGAUUUAUUAAAGACAGCAUUAGAAAAAGUUAUGCAAUUUGCUGCAGAUCAAACACUUCAAGAGCCUUUCUUUUUGGACACUAGAGAUGAAAAUUUGGACACAAUGUUUGAAUCUAGUAUAUCAAAACAACAAAGUGGUUGUCAUAAACGUACAAGAAGAUUGCCUGCAAAAGGAUUAGACAAAUUAGAUCCAAAUACAACAUGUAGUAAUAGAAUGAUGGAAGAAGAUGAAGAUGAUUGUAAUGACAAUGCUAAAAUUAUUGGUUUACCUAAAGGUUGUUCGUCUCCAAUGGCCAUAACUUCACAACAACCGGGUCAACAACAACGUGUUAUAGUUACAACAGCAACAUCAGCUACAAGUAUUGCUACAUCCCCAAUAUUUUCAAUAACGAAUCCGACAUCCUAA
Messenger RNA from Meloidogyne enterolobii, 1809 nucleotides. NCBI's taxonomy places the organism in Eukaryota, Metazoa, Nematoda, Chromadorea, Rhabditida, Meloidogynidae. The record is from the annotation of a GenBank genome assembly.